Linnemannia hyalina is the source of this 1752-nucleotide messenger RNA. The record is from the annotation of a GenBank genome assembly. NCBI's taxonomy places the organism in Eukaryota, Fungi, Mortierellomycota, Mortierellomycetes, Mortierellales, Mortierellaceae.
AUGGCUUCCACAUCCGCACGCCUCUUUGUCUGCCAAAAGUGCAAUCAGCAGCUUGGGAUCGACGAGUCCUUGCAGGACAUUCAUUCAACAGCCUUCGACCUCCUCUUGGGGCCACUUUCUGAUCACUCUGGAAACAAUUCUGGAGCAUCCUCAGACAAAAAGACGGCCACUUCACAAGGCACCUCAGUACCAAGGAGCCAAGGCGGAUCUUCGGGAGACCCUUCCCGCACGGAAGCAGUUUAUACUCGUUCAAUUCCUCCCUCCAAUGUCCAGCCCGGAUCUCGACUCGGUAUCCACGAUUAUUCAGCCUCUCCUUCUCACCACAUGCACCCCCCCAUGGAUACAGCAGAGUCGUUUGUCAUGCUCUCCAAAGGCAACACUCUCGAUUCAACCCAUUUGCCACACCUCACCAACAACCAACCUUACUAUGCCAGAGGGACCCUUUCCUCAGGGAGCACAAAAUCAUCUGGUGGAAACAUCAUCAAUAUCAACAACAGUAACGCUGCAGGAACACUAAACGGCGGUCCUUCAAAUGGAGGCUCUAGUGCCGCCAGUCGCCUCAAAUCUCUUUCUGGAGGACAAGGAAUGGAUGGCAUGGAGAGUUUGCACACCGAGAGGACUGUCAAGGCAAAUCGACUGCGGACAACGGGAAAGCUAUUUGACCUCAUGUCGUCCAAAUCCGACAUCGACCAUCCGCUCUGUCAUGAGUGUGCCGAAAUGCUGUCCGACUCCUUGGCGAGACAGCUGAGAGACGUAUCCAUGGAGCGGGAUUGCUACAUCAACUUUUUGCGGAUAGUUCAUUCGAAUGUGGCGAGCGAUGACGAGAUGGAGGCACUGGAGACAGAGAUCAAGCAGAUUCAAUUGGACGAAAGCGCAUCUAUCAAGGCACUCCGGGACAUCGAGGAGCAACAGCGAGCGGUCAAGGAAGAGAUAGCGCUUUUGGAGCAGCAGUCUUUGGAGCUGGACAAAGAAGAAGAACAGUAUUGGCAGGAAUGCAACGAGUUCCAGCAGACUCUUCAGACAUUUCACAACGAACGGGAUAGCGUCAACCUCAAAUACGACUACGACUCCCGACAACUGGAAAAGCUCCACAAGACAAACGUGUACAACGACACGUUUUGCAUCUCUCACGACGGGAACUUUGCUACGAUCAAUGGGUUCAGACUGGGAAGACUUCCUACGCAACCCGUGGACUGGGCCGAAAUCAAUGCCGCUUGGGGUCAGACGCUGCUGCUGCUUCAUACGAUUGCCAACAAGCUGAAUUUUGAGUUCAAGACAUAUCGUCUGGUACCCCUGGGAUCAUUUUCAAGGAUUGACAGGAUUGAAGGCGACCGAGCGAGUUACGAGCUGUAUGGUUCGGGCGAGUACGCGAUCGGCCGCGUGUUCUUGAACCGACGGUUUGAUAAUGCCAUGGUGGCGUUUUUGAAUUGUCUACAGCAGCUCGGGGAUUACGCUGAGCAGCAGGGUGGCCAAGGGCCAAGGCUGGAACUCCCUUACAAAAUCGUCAAGGACAAGAUUGGCGAUGCGUCAAUCAAGCUCCACUUCAGUCAGGGCGAGACGUGGACCCGUGCCCUGAAGUAUAUGCUGACCAACACGAAGUGGAUACUUGCGUAUGCCUCGAGUGCGGCGGCAUCGAACAUGACAUCGUACACGCCCUCUGUGCCGUCGCUGCCCAUCUCGCGGAGAUCUUCGCCUGCGGUCAAGAGCCAGCAGUCGAGGGACUUUGAGCAGGAGCGAGAGCGAGAUCGAUAG